CUACUUGCUUCAUAUACACUACAUUGCCAAACGUAUUGGUCCAGCCCUCCAAAUCAUAUGAUUCAGGUGUUCCAAUCCCCUCCGUAUCAUGUGAUUCAGGUGUUCCAAUCACCUACAUAUCAUGUGAUUCAGGUGUUCCAAUCCCCUCCAUAUCAUAUGAUUCAGGUGUUCCAAUCCCCUCCAUAUCAUGUGAUUCAGGUAUUCCAAUCCCCUCCCAAUCAUGUGAUUCAGGUGUUCCAAUCCCCUCCCUAUCAUGUGAUUCAGGUGUUCCAAUCCCCUCCCAAUCCUGUGAUUCAGGUGUUCCAAUCCCCUCCAAUCAUGUGAUUCAGGUGUUCCAAUCCCCUCCAAAUCAUGUGAUUCAGGUGUUCCAAUCCCCUCCCCAUCAUGUGAUUCAGGUGUUCUAAUCCCCUCCAUAUCAUGUGAUUCAGAUGUUCCAAUCCCCUCCAUAUCAUGUGAUUCAGGUGUUCUAAUCCCCUCCACAUCAUGUGAUUCAGGUGUUCCAAUCCCCUCCAUAUCAUGUGAUUCAGGUGUUCCAAUCCCCUCCAUAUCAUGUGAUUCAGGUGUUCCAAUCCCCUCCAUAUCAUGUGAUUCAGGCGUUCCAGUCCCCUC
Staurois parvus is the source of this 609-nucleotide messenger RNA. The record is from the annotation of a GenBank genome assembly. Lineage: Eukaryota; Metazoa; Chordata; Amphibia; Anura; Ranidae.